Papilio polytes (common Mormon) is the source of this 1231-nucleotide messenger RNA. Its product is annotated as ubiquitin domain-containing protein 2. The record is from RefSeq and is a predicted model, not a curated record. The coding region runs from base 343 to 1062 and encodes 239 amino acids. The transcript has 4 exons. Gene Ontology annotation, molecular function: protein binding. NCBI's taxonomy places the organism in Eukaryota, Metazoa, Arthropoda, Insecta, Lepidoptera, Papilionidae.
UCGGCGUUUCGUUUUGUCAAUGUCGCGUGUAGUACUUUUUUUUCUCGUUAGAUGAUUAGUAAAACCAAUUGAUACAAUAAAAAUAAAUUAAAUCCUGGAUAAAUCUGUUGCCGAUGUUAGUGCUGAUGCUUAAAUAUACAAUUCCUUUUGGUGUUUAAAACGGACGUGUAUACAUUUUUUGAUACAUAGUUACUAUACUUCUGAAUAUACAUACGGUCACAGUGCAAAUACAGAAUGUGUACAGCUAUCUUUUGACAGGAAUGAACAGGCAGUGAAAAUGUUAUUUGUUAAUAUUUUUUUUGUCCCAAAUCAAUAAUUUGGAGAUCGUAGAAUGUGAUUAUAAUGGGUGGUUGCAUUGGAAUAUCUAGAAGCAGAAGCGGUCCAAUGGAAGGAUCGUCAGGAACUGUGUCGCGGCCUAAUUCCGUUUUUGUUGUAGGUGCUCUUAGGAAAAAUCAGUCCCUGUGUCAUGAAACGAUUCGGUGGAAGUCUGAUGUGCCAUUAACAGAGGGUCAGUUGCGGAGUAAACGUGAUGAGUUCUGGGACACUGCGCCGGCGUUCGAGGGCAGGAAGGAGAUCUGGGACGCGUUGCGGGCGGCCGCCGUGGCCGCGGAGGCGAUGGACUUCCAGCUGGCGCAGGCGAUAUUGGACGGAGCUAGUGUUUCCGUACCCAAUGGCUACCUCACAGAGUGCUAUGAUGAAUGGGGGACUAGAUAUCAGGUGCCAAUUUACUGCCUGUCUCCACCCAUCAACAUGGUGAAGGAGGCGUGCGGGCGCGACUCUCCGGCGGAGUGGUCGGAGCCGGCGGACGGGGGCGCGGCGCUGGCGCUGCGACUGCGCCUCUCCACCACCUGCCGCGAACUGGAGCUGCGGGUGGGGGCGCGCCACACCAUCGCACACUGCAAGACUGAGCUGCAAGCGCUGGAGGGCAUAGAGCCGUGGCGGCAGCGCUGGUUCUACGGCGGCAAGCUGCUGGGCGACCGCCUGCUGGUGGAGGAGGUGCGCAUCACGCCCGGCUACGUGGUGCAGGUCAUCGUCAGCACCGAGCCGCGCCCCCCCAGCUAGGCACCCCCCCCCCCCCCACACACACAUACCACUACACGUCGUUUCAUGUCUAUGAGAAAUUAUACUAACACAUUGUAUUAGCUAAAUUAUAUUGUCUACUAGCUGUUGCUCACGACUUCGCUCGCAUCAAGUUAAAAAAUAAAGAAAUAUACAGCCUAUGUUACUCACU